AGCAGUGGUAACGUUAGAAACCAAACAAGAGCUAAAGGAGAUACUCGUGGAGAAGUGUGAUGGGGCUUUAACUCCCCUUUGUGGCGAGACAAAGGAUUGCAACACAGACCAUGAGGCCUUCGAUUUCUCAUCAAUCAGAGCAUCGGCCGCCAAUAUCUUGCCCAUUAGGAGCCAGCUACUCUACCUGAUGGGGAGAGCCGAUGAUUUACAGAACCAACUUGCUCACACGCAGGACCAACUAGAGAGGGAGCACCUCAGCUCCCUGGUGUCCACACUCCUGUCCAGCUCCAGGCCACUCUUCACUUACCUGGAGUCCAGAGCCCGGAGCAGGCUGACCCAGCAGCCGGCAGGCCCACCCCCCACCACCAGCUCCUCUACAGCAAGUGUCCCCAUUAUCACCAUAAUAAUAAUAGUAUCUUCAUUAUACCUCUCCCAGCAGCUCUGUGAGAGGUUAGAACAGUUGGUACAGAACUAUGUCAAACAGGGACUCCUCUCAGUGGAUGAGAGACAGUCAGACAGCCUGUCUGACCUCUACCUCGGCCAGUGUGUGAUAGACAGGCUGAAGGUGUCCUUGUUCCGCUACCAUGCUCCUGCGCCCUUUAUGUCCGGGGGCAGGGCCCACCCCAGCCUCUUCAAGCGCAUGCGCUGGAACGUGGAGAGGCUGUCAGAUGACCGGCUCCAUCCCCAUCACCACCUCUACCACCACCAUCGGCCUCAUCAGCAGCAGGGGGAAGGGCCAGAGGAGAGGCAGCUGGAGACAGGCGCCGACACAGAAUACUUCCUAAUGUGUUAUGAGGACAUCCCCCAAAGGGUCAGCGGAGAGGAGGGGGAGGGGCUUCCCCCUGGUGCCUCUGCAACACGGGGAUGGUCGAUUGGUCGCUGGGUUCAGACCUUCCCCGACCCUGACACAGGGGACAUCUAUGACUGGAUCCUUUGUGAGGUCCCUCAGACCAGAUACCUAAAGCUGGUCACUCUAGGCAGCGAGGAGCCAUCCGUCCGUCAUGCCACAGACGUCCUGCUGGGGCUGCUGUUUCCCCAGCAGAUUGGAGGAAAGGAUGACGUCCCUUGUUCAGAGUCAUAAGAGGAAGGUUAUCGAGUACGCGUGUUUGAGAGCAAAUUAUUUUGUGUCGAGUCAUCUCCAGGACUGCAGACAAACAAACAAAAGGGUCCACAGGGAUUUUAAGCAGGCCAUGUGUUCAUAAAUAGUAGUUGUAAAAAUGAGCAAUGUUGACGCCCUACAUUUUUUUGAAAGUGGUUCUCUGGCAGUACGUUCAGCUGAUUGUCAAGCUUUCAGUUUAACAAGUGUUAGAUGUUGUAAAAUAUGUUUUACGCACCCGUGUCAGGCUAUGCACUGUACGUUUUGUAAUCCUUUAAGUAUUUUUAUAAUCUAUUAUUGUUGCAUACAUAUUUAAAACUAUAAAAAUAGCUAAUUGCCAAAGUUGUUUGCGAUUCAUUUCCCUUGCAAAGUUAAACCCAAAACAGGGUAGAAAAAGAAUAAUUUUAUUAUGAACAUAAUUCAUUCAUAUAAUUACAUAAAAUCACAACAAAAAAUAAAUCACAGAUUCUUGUCCUUCAAAGAGCAAAAGAAAAUAUUAAAUAUCCUGAAAAAGCUGCCAGACUAUCGCCCAAGGAGGCGUCAUUCACUAAACAAGUAAAACCAGGGAUUUCAAUGUCAAGUCCCAAAAAUAAAAGCCAGAAUUCAUUUUUUCUAUUUACAUGUCAGAGUUCCCUCGCUAUGUCUGUAACGUUGUUGGACAGUACAACUCGACUAAUAUUUUCCCCUACCCAUAUCCAUAUACUAGUCUAAUCUUAUGACCUAUACCCCUUAAUACUACAUUUUAAACGUCUAUAACUGACUCUUGGGAGGCCCAACAUACCUCUAUGGUAUAAAAUGAAACGCUUAUGGUACACAAUAUAUCACAAGCAGUCCCCUUCAAUACAGUGAGUAGGCACAUUACAGUUCUACCGGCUUGAUAUUGUGCUACACAAGUAACAAACCAAACUUUUUUGUAUGCAAAUUGAAAAAGU
Gadus macrocephalus (Pacific cod) is the source of this 2028-nucleotide messenger RNA. It is a transcript of the gene c3h19orf67, whose product is annotated as chromosome 3 C19orf67 homolog. The transcript is spliced from 7 exons. The coding region runs from base 188 to 1081 and encodes 297 amino acids. Lineage: Eukaryota; Metazoa; Chordata; Actinopteri; Gadiformes; Gadidae. The record is from RefSeq and is a predicted model, not a curated record.